AUGUCUGUGUUCAAGGGCUUGCGAGCGGUACUCUUUGUUACGACCAUUGUGCUCAAUGCGUUCAUCUAUUUCUACCCCAACAUCCUAAACGAAGCCAGCCAAUGUACGUGGCACAAGUUUUCCCAUUCCACCUUUGAAAUGAAAUCAACCAGUGGUAUUGCUGAUCUUUUGCCCCCACGAUGGAAGGAACUCUUUCUUCUUAACUUUCCCCGGUUCCAGGAUUUGGAAGAAGAUGACAAUGAAAGCGCGUACGAUAAAGCCGGCAAGGUCAAAGACAUCCAUAUGCUUACGUUUGGAGACCCUCAGAUCAACGGUAAUUGGCCCCUGACCAAAUACAUCAAACGUCUCGAUAACUAUGGGAACGAUUACUAUUUGGGUCACAUCUAUAACAUCAUGCUGAAACGGUUACAUCCUACUCAUGUGGCCGUCAUGGGAGAUCUUUUUUCUCUGCAGUGGAUAUAUGAUCUGGAGUUCUACAAUCGAACCCAUAGGUUUGUCGAACGAUUAUUCCCUAGACCCGACGAAUAUAAGCAAACAGUGUUAGAUGCAUGGAAACACCAUCAAGAUUACGAUUGGAAUACGUGGUUGAAUGAUCAAAUGUACAUGGACAAAAAGGAUCGGUUCAUGUCUCGGUCUUACGAAGAUGUCUACGAUUGGGUUCAUCCCGAACGCAAGUAUCCUAACACCCAAGUUCCUAUGUUUAUUAACUUAACAGGGAACCAUGAUAUCGGGUAUAGUGGAGAUGCUACAUGGCAGCACAUGGCUCGGUUUGAAUACUUAUUUGGUCAAGAUAAUUAUGUCAUUACGUAUAACCAAGGGAAACCUGAGGAAUGGCGUAUAGUUGUAUUGAACUCCAUGACGUUGGAGGGUCCAGCAUUACAAGAAGAAUUCAUUGACUUCACAUGGUCAUUCUUGGACCAUUUAAAAACUAUUGCCAACCCACUUUUUAAAGGUUCAACGGUUUUAUUGACUCAUAUUCCAUUCUAUAAGAGAGACGGAUUAUGUGCUGAUGGGCCUCAACACCGGUACUAUGAGAACUACGACCGUGAACCUUAUAAGAAUGGGAAAUUACGUUCUCAGAACCAUUUAACGUAUGAAACAUCGCAAAAGGUAUUGGAUAUCGUCUUCCCCAAUGCUGAUAAAGAGGGUAUCAUUCUUACUGGACACGAUCAUGUUGGAUGCAACAACUACUAUAAUUAUGUUGAUAAUGAAUGGGUAGCAGAAAAGACAAAGAGUAAGGCCAGUACCAGAGCCCCUAUUAGAGAAGUAGUUGUUAAGGCAAUGAUGGGAGAUUAUGAAGGUCAAACAGGGUUAGUUACCGGGUCAUUUAAUGAGGAAACUGGUCAUUGGGCUUUUGAGUUCUCUUAUUGUUCAUUUGCCAUACAACAUUGGUGGUGGGCCACUAAGGUUGUGACUAUCUUAUUAGGGUUCGUUAGUUCGUUGAUUUUUGUUAAGAGAAGUGUUAAGAAAUAA
Lizanozyma spartinae is the source of this 1473-nucleotide messenger RNA. RefSeq lists its product as uncharacterized. The coding region runs from base 1 to 1473 and encodes 490 amino acids. Gene Ontology annotation, cellular component: endoplasmic reticulum. The record is from RefSeq and is a predicted model, not a curated record. Gene Ontology annotation, biological process: GPI anchor biosynthetic process. Lineage: Eukaryota; Fungi; Ascomycota; Pichiomycetes; Serinales; Debaryomycetaceae. The transcript has a single exon.